Messenger RNA from Ictalurus punctatus (channel catfish), 1752 nucleotides. It is a transcript of the gene penkb, whose product is annotated as proenkephalin b. NCBI's taxonomy places the organism in Eukaryota, Metazoa, Chordata, Actinopteri, Siluriformes, Ictaluridae. Gene Ontology annotation, molecular function: opioid receptor binding. The coding region runs from base 414 to 1196 and encodes 260 amino acids. Gene Ontology annotation, biological process: neuropeptide signaling pathway; chemical synaptic transmission; sensory perception. The record is from RefSeq and is a predicted model, not a curated record. The transcript has 3 exons. Gene Ontology annotation, cellular component: dendrite; neuronal cell body; plasma membrane.
GGAGACAAUGACUCGCACCCCUGCCUCCACACUGACUGACCCCUUCCACCGACCUCUUCUCUCAAUUUCACUUACGCAUAAUUAGCCGCGUUGGAUGAAGUGGGUCAUUAUGUCAUAGCAUUUCGUUCCGUCUGCGUCAUUUCACGCCAGAAAGCGCUUUCUCUGGAGGACUGAGGGAGUUAAAAGACUUGUGCGCGCACACUGGAGUCGUGGAGAGCAACUUUAUUCUCACGGAAAGCAAGUUCUGGGAGGGAAAAGCCCAAUAAGCCAACCCCUCUCUCUCUCUCUCUCUCUCCUUACUACGUCUGUCACCCCGUUUCUCUGUCAGUUCACUUACUUAGUCAGACUUGUGGCUGCACUUCGGCGGCAUCAGACGGCGGCGCGCAACAGAAGCGGACGCUGCGCACAAAGCAAUGAUGAAGCCGUGCUCGGGACUGAUGCGGUUCCGCUGGGCGCUCUUCGCCAGCGCGUGUCUGCGGAUGGUGAGCGCGGACUGUGGCUCUGAUUGCGCAUACUGCUCUGUGCACCUGCGCCUGCAACAACCACACGCCAACUCUGUAGAAUGCGUGUUGCAAUGUGAAGGUCAUCUUUCCACUGGUGGCUCUUGGGCUACAUGUCAAGAUUUCCUGCAGACAACUGAAAGCACUCCUGAAGCAGGGCAAGCAUCCACAGAAACCUAUAGCCUAGCCCAACAACACCAUGAGGAGAAAAAAUAUGGCGGCUUCAUGAAGCGAUACGGUGGUUUCAUGAAGCGUUACGGAGGCUUCAUGAAACGGUACGGGGGCUUCAUGAAAAAAGCGGCAGAGGUUUAUGGGCCGCAGCCAGAUGACAUAGACCAAGGCAGAGAAAUCCUGUCUAAGAGCGACAUGGAAAUGCUGGCCAAUCUGGUUGAUGAUGAUGCAGAGAGGGAAGGACCUGCAACGAAGGACAUCCUUAAUGCAAAGGGAGAGGUUGAUGAGUUAGAGGGCAUGGUAAAGCGCUAUGGUGGCUUCAUGAGAAGGGGUUAUGACUCCGGGGGUGGGGCAAAACCGCUACAGAAACGCUAUGGUGGGUUUAUGCGGCGCGUGGGCAGGCCAAAUUGGGGGGAGGAGCCUAGAUUUUAUAGAGGUGUCUUUAAACGUUCGGCACAUGAGGAGGAAGAGCAAGAGAAGUCAUCAAAUAUGGUCAAGAAAUAUGGGGGUUUCCUGGAAUACUGAUGUCCUUGCAGAUUGUGGUUAGCUGUUGGUAUUUAUGUUCUAUCACACUUCAUCUGUUAACUGUUAAAGGUUCUUUGUAAUCACGGCAGACAAAAUUACAUGCUUAUAAUACACUUGUGCUGACACCAUUUGAAUAAUUUGCUUGUAAUAUCUUUGCAGUGCUAAACAUUUUCAGAAUGUGAAAUAAAAACACUUUCAAAGUUCAAAGUUUUCAAAGUAUAUAGUGGAUACUGGAAUUCAUGUUUCAUAGAUGCAAGCCUGUGUGGCAGAUUCAGACAACAGAUCAAAGUUUUAUCACUUAUGCUGGUCUGGCCUACCUUCAUUUGUUCCUUUUCCCCAUUUCCUUGGCAGCAUUACAGAUAAAGUUCUCUACACCAAAUUUACUUAGAGAUUGAUCCAGGAAUAUGUCUCUAAUUUACCAGCGCAACAGACUUAGUGGUGUAAAAGUCUUUUUUUUAAAGAGGGAUUUCCCCACACAGCCGUGUUUCUCAUAGUGGGUUGUUCUGUUGACUGUUUAAAUUUGUUAUAUGCUGUGCAGCUUGAAUAAACUGCUCGA